Molecule: messenger RNA, 6326 nt
Organism: Spirodela intermedia
Lineage: Eukaryota; Viridiplantae; Streptophyta; Magnoliopsida; Alismatales; Araceae
Source: the annotation of a GenBank genome assembly
AUGGCGGUAUCUGGCCUGGGAGUUGUGUGCAGGAGCGAACUCCACCUGUGCCCCGGCCUGGUCUACUGCGUUCGCCGGGUUCGCAGUUUCCACACGCCGCCGCUUUUAUUCUCCAGUUUGUCUGUACUCAUCUCCUCCAAGAGGUACAGACGCCGGGCUCCUAAUUUCCCGCUGGGGAAUUCUCGGCAGUUUCGCCGCCACAGUUCAGCAGCGGCUGUUGAAGUCCUAGCCGAGCCGGAGGAGAUAGCAGCGAGCGGACGCCGUGAUAAUGCUUCAGUCUCUUCGUCUCGUUCUAGCGGAAGAGGUGGACGAAACGUCAUUUUCUUCAUCUUUUUGCCUUGCUGAGUUUUGUAAGAGGAUUCAAUUCGCCAAUAAUUAGGCCCUCGAUAAAGAAGCCUGACGAGCACGAUUGCCUGAUUUCGGCUGCUUUAAUGCCUUUCGUUUGAACUUCUUGCAGUUUCCGAGUCCCGUGGUUGUCCGGAAUGGAGAAAGUUAAGCUCGAAAGAACUGGGCAUCAAGACUUCGAUGAUUACAAAGGCGACGAAAUCUGUGAUGAACGUCCUUCGGAAGAAAGGUAUUUCCUUCUUCUAACACUUGGCUCACCAUCUUUUUGGCUGCUGUCACCGAGUCACGGCAUUCAUGGAGCAUACUAGUUCAAGCUUUUUUUUUUUCCCUGUCCAGGUCACGAAGUAUACUUAGUCGGAGGCUGUGUCCGGGAUCUUAUACUAAAGAAAACACCGAAAGAUUUUGAUGUCAUAACCACCGCCGAUCUUAAAGAGGUUCGCUCCUCCCUGGUUUUUCUAUGAAUUUUCUUGGGCAAUUCAUUACUCCGGUGGAAUGUAGCAUUUUACAGGAUGCUCUCUUUUCUCGGGAAACUUUUUGUGUUUAUUGGAAUCAUUUGUGGAAAUGGAAUUCAUCCUGGAUCAACAAUGCAACAAAAAUUGGCGUUUAUCAUUUCUUGGCAGCGACCUUAGAAAUCGCCACUGAACCUUGAAGGGCAUACAAUGAGUGUUCUUCCGAUAGGAUCCAAUCAUUUGAUUCUGUUUGGCCGUAGAUCACUUCUAAAUGAUCAAAUCUCUGAUUUUGGAAAAAAAAAAAUCUGCCUGAACUGUUUUUUAUGCAUCACAAAUUUAAAUGUUGGUGGGAAGGGUGUUGAACUGGCAAGAAUCAAAAUUAUCGUGUUCCAUCUUUUAGAGAAAAUGUGAGGAACUUAAGGGCAAUUGGCUAUCCGGUUCACACAUUGAUCGGCUCGUUGUUCAUCUAUCUGACUGGGCAUUUUCUGUCAGAUUUCAAGUUGGCGCUUGCAUCUGUGGCUAUACCAUUUCAGAACGAAAUGAUCUUUAUCUGGAAUAAUUUCCCUUCACUGGAAAAUAUUCUGAGCAGGGGCUAGAUAGGCUUGAUUUGUUACUGAUUAACACAUACAAAUGUAUUUAGUCUACACUGAUUAACCCAUUACGGGAACUAUACACAUUCGCCCUCCGUGACCAUUCAUGGUCAUUCAAGCCUCGCAAAAGAGAGCAUGGAAUCUGCCUAACACCCUGAGCUCCCCUAUCUUCUGUCUCUGAGGACCCUGUUUGUUGGAACAUAUAUGGUGAUAUGCUAACUGGAACUGAAUCAACCUGACCCCAGGCAAAGGCCAAAUCAGCCGUGGCUGAGCCCUAAGGCAGCAUCUUUUGUUAGAGUUGGAGGAGCAUGAGAAAUAUGCGAACGAGUUUUCUGAUGAUUAGUUCUAUCUCUUACAUCUUUGGUGAAUUUUAGACAAGAAUCUGAAAUGGGUUAUCGAUCUUUUAACAUUAGAUUCUUCUAUGUAAGACUACUCUAGCACCUUAAAGGCACAAGGUCUUGUGCCACAGUAUGAAACAUGCACCUGCAAAUAGGAAGCUGGAGUAGAAGAAUAAGAGGAAAGGCCAUCAUAUCUUGGAUAUAAUUUGGGUUCUGGACACAUUGCCAAGCCUUCAGAAGCUGCUCGUAGUUGAGAACUUUGAUUACAUAACGCUGAGAACUCAGUGGUUGAGGGGGUGUGACAAUAAUAAUCAUUGGCAUCCACAACAACAAACUCAACCGAGUUAGCAAAGUGCAGCAGUAGUUUGAUCCCAAUUUUUUUUGCUAGGAUGGAUUGGAUAAGAUGACCUAACCUAGAGACCAACCGUAGAGCCAAUAGAAGGUUUAACUCAAUGCUUCAUUUGCUAGUGCAAAGAAGAAACCUCGUAGCACCUAUUGGGUUCUUUUUCGUUUCCUAUCUAGAAAUUGGUAGGAUUAGAGGGAUAUAGAGAGUAAAUUGUUUGCUUUUGACAAAAGCCCCUAUCAACUGAAGCGUUAAUAUGGGAACUAAAUUGUUAUAGCCUUAUGGUUGCAGUCUGCCCAAGUUAAAGUAAUAUGCAUAGUGGGGCAUACCAUGUGAUUCAGCGCUGAGUCAAACACUGUCAACUGAAUUAUUUUACACACAGAAAUUCUGAUUGUUGAAUUAGCCUGACUUUUGGUUCCCUGAUUCACAGUGCAUAGUAAUUGCCUUUUUUUGCCACAUUCUCCAGAUUUUUAUGAAAAUGGUCUUAUAAUUAUUACUUGAACAAAUGUGCGCAGGUAUUGAGAGCAUUUUCUCGGUGUGAAAUUGUUGGAAAACGAUUUCCCAUUUGCCAUGUCCAUGUCAAUGAUUCCAUCGUGGAGGUUUGUGUUCCUUUCAUCUUCUUUCUAGAUUGGCUUAGGCUUUCUACUGCUGUGGAUAUUUCAAUUAUGAGAACUCUUCGGUGUUCAGUUAGAUUAUUGGUCCCUUGUCUUUGUUCUCUCAUGUGGUGUUUGUUAACUAGGAUUUCUAUGUAUGUGUGAAAUAGGUUUCAAGCUUCAGCACCUCCGCAAGGAAAUCCUACAGGAGUCCGACAAUUCUCAGAAAACCCCCUGACUGCAGUGACCGCGAUUAUGUUCGCUGGAGAAAUUGUUUGGCACGUGACUUCACGAUUAACGGGUUGCUAAUUGAUCUUUUCUCUUGCACGUUUGAAUAUUCUGCCAUUUUGUUUGAAGUUAUUGCGUUAGAUUCUAAUGUCCUGAAAUUCGAAUAAAGCAUUCUUCAUUAUCCAGAUAAUAAAAAAUGAUUUAAAAGGAUAUAAUUGAUGAAUGUGUUAAUGGCUGUUGCUCAUGUUGCUGCACUUUUUCCUUUUAUUCGGGAAAGAUAGAAAACUCAAUGCAGUGGCAGCAGCUUGGCUUCCAGCCUGUAGUUUUGGAAGGAUACUGUACUUUAGGCAAGAAAGAUCCAACUGCAUGAUUUUUCUGGGAGGAACUACAUAUUCAAUCAAUUAUAUUAUAUAUUUGGCAUUUUCUCCAGUCUAAGUUAAUAUUUUCUUUUGUGCAGGUUAAUGUAUGAUCCCUACUCAAAUAUAGUUUAUGACUACACUGGCGGCAUGGAAGAUAUUAAAAAGGCUAAAGUGUGCAUGUAUCUCUUAAAUAGGUCUUGUUUUCAAAUCUCUGCUUCACACCAGCAAUGCUAAUUUCUGCUGGUUUCCUACAGGUUCGGACUGUCAUCCCUGCAGAUACAUCUUUCACAGAGGAUUGUGGUGAGUAUCAAUGCAUCAUCUUGUCCUUUCAAGCAUAUUUUCUUUACUAGGGACGAUAUACCACAGAAAGCUGUCUUCAUUGCGAGGAUUCUUGUUCAAUUAAGGCAAAUGCUAUUUUGAUACAGCUCGAAUUCUACGCGCCGUCAGAAUUGCAGCUCGUUUAGGCUUUCGUUUUACCAGGGAAACAGCACACUCUCUGAAGGAUUAUUCUUUCUCUGUGCUGAGACUUGACAAGGUGCUGUGUUUGUUUUGCUCAGGUUUAUGUAAUACUUUUGUGUUGUGCUCUCGUACUGAAUUUGUUACUCUUUUUUUGCAUGCUUCAGGGAAGACUCCUGAUGGAAAUGAAUUACAUGCUUGCAUAUGGAUCCGCAGAAGCUUCGUUGCGGCUACUGUGGAAAUUUGGGCUUUUGGAGGUUCUUUUACCCAUCCAGGUGCAGGCCCAACCUCGCAGUGCCCAUGUCAUUGCCUUUUCCUGUAAUCCGUUUAUGCGUCUGAAACAUCUUUCAGAUUACUGUGAUGUGAUUGCAUUGCACAGGCUGCAUACUUUGUCUCACGAGGAUUUCGAAGACGUGACAAACGAUCAAAUAUGUUACUGGUAUGUGUUACGAUCUUCCUUGCUAGCUAGCUAUAUAGACUUCAAUGCCAAACACACCUGCUCCGUUUUUUCUGACACUCAGUUAGUCUGUGGCACCAUUCCUUUCUUCACGUGAAUCCAAGUAGCUACAUAUUGUAUUUUGUUUUUGAUCUUGGAGAAAAUAUUUUUUAAGCUGCGGUUUUCGCCCCCAUUGGAUUUUCCGAAUUUAUAUGGGCUGCACUAUUUGCACUAUUUAUAUAUUUCUCCUUGGGCAACAUUGGUGUGUCUAUUUCAUCACCCGUCAUUUAUGCUUAAGAGGUAAGCUAGGAAGGAGCUAAUCCAUAAUUCUUAAUGUGAUCCAUGCGGUAUUAAUCCGACAACGAUUGGAUCUGAGUUUCUGCAAGCAUUGUAACCUUAGUUUGAAUGUCUUCCAUCAGUCGCUGACGAGCUGCAAUUCUUGACAUCCUGCUUUGAAAAGACAUAAUGAUCCUACUGAUUAAUUUAUUUAUUUUUUUAAUGUUUUCGCAGGUUUUGUUCUCCAAUUUAGACCAUCUGCUUGCACCCGAUAGACCAUGCCAUAGUAGCCUGUGGUAAGUGCAGCGGUGCACUAUUAGUUUUGUUUGAAGACUGCUGACGAGUUUCUGCUGUGUACACGAUGGUUCUGAUGGUGAAGAAGUCACCGUUGGUAGACCUGUGAUCCCCACUGCCAUAUCCUGUUCAUUUGCCUCUGGUUUUGUCGUACAUACAGAUGUAGAGAUUAUUGCGGAAUGUGUAGCAGAACCCAAUAUUAAAUGAAAAAUAGUGAUUCAUGAUUAGCUAGCGCCACUAACACUCAGGAAACCAGCUGGAGAAAAAUCACAAGGCCUCUCUGUGUUGUGUGGUGUUCGGCAGCUCAAAGCACUACAAAGUUGUGGAUUUCGUGUCGAACACAUGGUAGGAUACUGAAAGAUAGAACUAAAAAAUUGAUAAGAAUGGUAGAAAGCUCUGUUGCGCCGACCAACCUGGAACUUGGAGAGGAACUACCGUAUUGACUUGGCCAUAUAGCUCAUGCACCAGUUUUGGUACCUAUCAUCAAGAGAGAAACUUGCAUUCUUGCAGUCAGAACAUGAAAGAAAUUGAGAACUUGAGAAAUCUUCUGGAGCUGCCGAAGAUGGAAGAUCUGGCUCCUUACAGUAUCCGGUGGGGUAGGAUUGUGAUUAACAUCGAUGUGAACCAGAUUGACCCUUCAUUUCCCCUUCUCAGAAUCUCUCUAUGUUUUUUCAAUCUUUUCCUUUGUGUUCUUUAUAAAGAAAUCCCCUUUCGUUGGUGAAUGCACACAAUUGUUUGGAAAAAAGGCCUCGAGACCAGUGCUAGCCAACUGUUGUUCUUUAAUGAGAAGCUGAGGUCGUCUUUGAUUGUAAAACGCUGUCGAUUCGAAGCAGCUGUGAUCAUAUCCAAUGCUAUCUUUCUUUUUGAAGAACUUUCCGUGUCAAACAGUUUAAUUCUGGCUUUGCAGGGUCGCCAUGUUAGCAUUCCAUCAGGCUCUGGUGGAUGAGCCUCGAGAUCCUUUGGUAAUCGCCACAUUCUCCCUCGCCCUCCACAAUGGAGGGGACUUAUCAGAAGCUGUAAAGAUAGCGAGGAGGAUCAGACAUUGCCAUGAUCCAACCUUCUCUGAGCUCCUGGAACCCCGAGAAAUGGACGCCGACGAGCUGGAGGGCGAGGUUCUGGAUCUGUUGUCGUCUGUGAAAUCUGCCCUGAGUCUGAUGACAGAUGAGAACCACGUUGCACAAGCCAUGGCUAAGUACCCUCAGGCCCCAUACUCUGAUCUGGUGAAUUCUCCUUCCUCGCCUCUCACUCUGGUUAUCAUCGGGUUUUUUUUUUUUCCUUUUUCCGUUGACAUAAUUACUUUCGUGGCCGAUAAAAAUGGAGCUCCUUGGCCAAAAAUCAGAAAUUAAUUUCGCAUUAAAGUUCUAAUUUUUCUCGGGUUGCAGGUGCUAAUCUCACUGGCGCUGUACCUGAAUGUGUGCAAGAUCUUCCAGUGUGUGGGAGAUCCUGUCAGGCAGAGAGGCUUCGCGCCCAGACAGAGUAAGAUUAACUACGAUAACCUAGCCCAAGGCAGCUUGACAGAGCUUCGCCACGUGCUUGCAAGGGUCGUCUUCGACACUGUUUAUCCUCUGAACCUGGAUCAGCCGAGCUCCGGUGAUGGUGAGAAAGGGGGACAAGAGUGA